AUGCACCUGUGCUGUGCACACUGAGUAAAGUCUCAGUGCUACCAUCAAGAUGUGAAAAUAUUUGUUACGAAUUCCCCGGCAUAGACGUAAAUACACGUCAUACAGUGACACGUAUUCACAACACGUUUGUACAAAGAGAUAGUAUUCGCGAUACGACAGGAAGUGUUCACUUCUUGCUGCGGACGCUGUGUAUUUUAUCGUCACAAAUCAACGGUUGUUACGAAAUUUAACGACUUAUUCAAAACAUUAUAUCCUCCAAUUGUGAUCUUUGAAGCAUUUAAUUCACAAUGUCAGAAACAAGCCUUGGAUUCAAAAGAUUGACACGUAUUACAUGGAGUGAAUAUUUUAUGGGAAUAGCGUUUCUUUCUGCAAAACGAUGUGAAGAUCAAGACAUGAACGGUGCAUGUAUUGUUAAUAAUGAUAAUAUAAUUGUUGGAAUUGGAUAUAAUACAUUACCCGAGGGAUGCGAAAAUAUGAAAUCCAAAAAGGGAAUAGCAUGUCAUGCAGAAGUUAAUGCUAUUAAAAAUACGGAUUUACGCAAUGUUAAAGGAUGUACAAUGUAUGUUACAUCAUUUCCUUGCAACAAUUGUGCAAAUGUGAUAAUUCAGUCUGGCAUAAAAAAAAUAAUAUAUCUAGACGAUAACUCUGGACACAAGGCAAUAGCUGCAAAACAUAUGUUUGAAUCUACUGGCGUAACUUACGUACCAUAUAACACAAAUUGUUAUAAAAAGCCUAUUGAUCACACCAAAAAGAAGCAAAUUAAUUCAGAGGAAUAUUUUAUGGGAAUAGCGUAUCUUUCUUCAAGACGCAGUAAAGAGGCAAUGUUUGACAUUGGCGCAUGUAUUGUUAAUAAAGAUGGAGUCGUUGUAGGCACUGGAUAUAAUGGAAUGCCUAGAGGAAUGGAUGAGAUACCAAAGUUGAAAACAGGUCAAUCGAGUCAAUGUACUUCAAAGUUGUCUGGAUUUUUUAAAGUAUGCCACGCAGUAAUAAAUGCAGUUCUGAACAGAAAUACAAACAAUAUUAAAGAUUCUACACUUUAUGUUACUACUUAUCCUUGCAUUGAAUGUGCGAAAAUAAUACUACAAUUUGGCAUAACAAGACUAGUACAUAUGCCAAUUAAACAAAAUAUUGAUACACAAGUUGCAAAAGAACUACUUGAGACUGCAGCUAUAUCUAUCCGUAAAUACAAUCUAUCGAAAGAAAUGGAAAUUUAUGAAGAGGCCUCCCAAACUUCAGAAACUACGAAAGAUAUAGCGACCGCAACAAAUCAAGCAUCAACAGCAAAUAAUCAAGUAGUAAAAAUUGAGCAUUUAAUGAUGAAUCAAGCUAUGAGAGAACAAUUAAUGAAGAUGAUACAAAGUCAAGGAGUAAUUACAGAGUCAAAUAUAUUGAAACUUUCCAAGUAAUAUUAAUCAUCAUCAGAUCACAACAUGUGUGAAUACAACUUAUGCUCAUAUUGCUGAAUAUUGAUUUUCUUGAGAGAUCCAAACACUAAUAUUUACAUACAAACUUCAAUUAAAAGAAUACGAAUGUGCAGGUAAAGCAGACCUGCUAUUCCUUCAAGUCUUUACAAAUCUGAUAAAAGGUUUUUUAUAUGUGGAGAGAUGCAGAAAAUAAAUAAAACAAUAUACACAGAGAGUGAAACAACUGCAAUAAGAGUAAGGAUAGAAUUAAGUAUAUAACACAAUUGUUUUUUAUGCGUUUUUACCUGCUAUACAAAUGUAAACAUAAUAUUCUUAUGGCAUGAUAGAAAUAUGUAACAAUGUUUAUUUGAUUUAUCUUUGUGUUAAGCAGAGUAGAGGGUAGAUCAGUUUUACACGAUAUCAUAUUUCCAUGGUAAUGUCUAAUAAAACAAAAUGAUAUUAAACAUAAA
Pseudomyrmex gracilis is the source of this 1873-nucleotide messenger RNA. RefSeq lists its product as uncharacterized. Lineage: Eukaryota; Metazoa; Arthropoda; Insecta; Hymenoptera; Formicidae. The transcript is spliced from 8 exons. The record is from RefSeq and is a predicted model, not a curated record. Gene Ontology annotation, biological process: dUMP biosynthetic process; dTMP biosynthetic process. The coding region runs from base 288 to 1406 and encodes 372 amino acids. Gene Ontology annotation, molecular function: zinc ion binding; dCMP deaminase activity. Gene Ontology annotation, cellular component: cytoplasm.